Molecule: messenger RNA, 1592 nt
Organism: Polyodon spathula (Mississippi paddlefish)
Lineage: Eukaryota; Metazoa; Chordata; Actinopteri; Acipenseriformes; Polyodontidae
Gene: urod
Product: uroporphyrinogen decarboxylase
Exons: 11
Coding region: 286-1395 (369 amino acids)
Biological process (GO): heme biosynthetic process
Cellular component (GO): cytosol
Molecular function (GO): uroporphyrinogen decarboxylase activity
Source: RefSeq, a predicted model, not a curated record
ACACCGCACAACUCACCGCAGCUUCGGCAUCGUACAUACCGCUGUCAACGGACCAUCUGAAAAAUAACACGGGGGAGUGGACUGAAUUUGGCACAGCGGCGGACAACACCACGAGGGGCCUCCACUUCAGCGCGCUUGGUAUAAGGGGGCGUGGCAGCGAAGGACCACAGUCAAGUGACAGAAGUGACCGGUGGAGAGCUUCUUGUCACUUGGCUGAUCAGCUACCGACAAGCGUGGCGGUGAACAUCAUUGAUACACAAACAUUGGAACCGGGUCACUGUCGACAUGGAGCAGGACAGUCACAUUCUCCCAAAGGAUUUUCCAAAACUGAAAAAUGAUACCUUUCUGCGAGCUGCUAGAGGGGAGGAGACCCAGCAUGUGCCCGUGUGGUGCAUGAGACAGGCAGGGAGGUACCUGCCAGAGUUCAGGGAGGCACGUGCUGGAAAGGAUUUCUUUGAGACAUGCCGAUCUCCAGAAGCUUGCUGCGAGUUGACCUUGCAGCCUUUGAGACGAUUCCCCUUUGAUGCUGCCAUCAUCUUCUGUGAUAUUUUAGUUGUCCCUCAGGCGCUGGGCAUGGAGGUGCUGAUGGUUCCAGGGAAGGGCCCCACAUUCCCAGAACCCCUGAAAGAGCCGGAGGACUUGGUGCGCCUCAGCCCCCAGGUGGACGUGGCAGCCGAACUGGGAUAUGUCUUCAAGGCCAUCACGCUGACUCGCCACAAACUGGAGGGCAAGGUCCCACUCAUCGGCUUCACGGGCGCACCAUGGACACUGAUGACCUACAUGAUUGAGGGGGCUGGCUCGCCCACCAUGUCGAAGGCGAAGCGCUGGCUCUACCGCCACCCGGAGGCCAGUCAUAAACUGCUGCGGCAGCUCACUGAUGUCAUUGUGGAGUAUCUUCUAGGGCAGGUCAACGCCGGAGCGCAGGCCCUGCAGGUGUUUGAGUCCCAUGCCGGUUGCCUGGGUCCAGUGCAGUUCAACGAGUUUGCCCUGCCCUACCUGCGGGACAUUGCCCGCAGAGUGAAGGAGAAACUCAAGGAGUCAGGUCUGGACACGGUACCCAUGAUUGUCUUUGCCAAGGAUGCCCACUACGCCCUGGAGGACCUCUCGCAGUCCCACUACGAGGUAGUCGGCCUGGACUGGACUGUUGACCCCAAAGAAGCCCGGGAGAGAACCGGAGGCCGGGUGAGCUUGCAGGGCAACAUGGACCCCUGUGGUCUUUAUGCUCCGAAGGAGAAGAUUGGUGAGAUUGUGAAAAAGAUGGUGGAGGGAUUUGGUACCCAGCGGUACAUCGCCAACCUGGGUCAUGGGCUGUACCCUGACAUGGAUCCGGAUCAUGUUGGUGCUUUUGUGGAGGCUGUUCACAGUCAGUCGAAGCAGCUCCAGGAACAGAAAUGAAGCCCUUUGGACAGAUUUACAAAGCUCCUGCCCCACUGCAUUGUUUGCACAAUUUUAUUAAAAAGAUGGCAGUGUGUGUGUGUGGCUUUUUUUUUUUUUUUUUUUUUUUUUUUAAAUGCUGUAAACAUUUGAAGCAGAGAAAAUGCUUUAGUAAAGUAGGCUUAAGAUCACGAGUGGUGAUUUUUUUUUUUUUUUUU